AUGAAAUGGAACGCAGGCGUGUCUGGAGACGGGUUUUGGGCCCGGGACAUGACGUUCGAGAACACAGCCGGCCCACAGAAGCACCAGGCCGUAGCGAUGCGGGCCAACUCGGACCGCGCUCUGUUCUAUCGCUGCAGCUUCAAAGGCUACCAGGACACACUCUUCCUCCACUCCCUCCGUCAAUUCUACCGUGACUGCCGUAUCUACGGCACCAUCGAUUUCAUCUUUGGCGAUGCCUCCGCCGUCCUCCAGAACUGCGACAUCUACAUCAGGAACCCGAUGCGACAUCAGGCCAACCACGUGACCGCGCAGGGUCGGGAGGACCCGAAUCAGAACACCGGCUUCUCCAUCCACGGCUGUCGGGUACGACCCGCACCGGAUCUCGACAGGGCUUUCACCCCCCGGACUUAUCUGGGGCGGCCGUGGAAGGAGUACUCGAGAACGGUGGUUUGGCAGACGGAUUUAGACGGCAUCGUUCACCCAAAGGGCUGGAAUGAGUGGCGGGGCAGCUUUGCGCUUUCCACGCUCUACUACGCCGAGUAUAGGAACACAGGAUCCGGUGCAGCGACCCAGGGGAGGGUGCGGUGGCCUGGAUUUCAUCUGCUCACUACACCUCAACAGGUCGGGGAAUUCACGGUGAGUCGAUUUAUACAAGGGGAUGCCUGGAUUUCAGUAUCCGGUGUGCCUUUCUGGCUCGAUGUUUGA
This is a messenger RNA of Linum tenue, 705 nucleotides long. NCBI's taxonomy places the organism in Eukaryota, Viridiplantae, Streptophyta, Magnoliopsida, Malpighiales, Linaceae. The record is from the annotation of a GenBank genome assembly.